AUGGUGGAGUCAGACGGCAGUCUGAUGGGCUGGGAUGAUGGCCUGGGAGGCGCCUGCCCUCUUAUUACCCCACGCUUCCUCCACACCCCUUUAUUUACACCUCCAGGCCCCCCUCGGGUCCAGGCUGCAGCUGGGAACACCUCAGUCAGAACAACAACAAUGUCUGUCUUUCUGCUCGGCCUGGUGGUGCUGUUUCCUGGAUCUCACGCCUCGGACGCAGCGGCCCGUGUCCAGCUCGUGUCGCCUUCUCUGGGCAUCAGCUCGUCGGUCCGCUCGGUGUGCAAACCCAUUCCGAGCACCCUGUCCCUGUGCCACGGGAUCGGCUACAGGCGCAUGUGGAUCCCCAACUUGCUCGGCCACGACACGCUGAGAGAGGCCCAGCAGCAGUCGGUGGCCUGGCUGCCCCUCGUCUCCAAGCUGUGUCACCGGGACACCAAGAAGUUCUUGUGCUCCCUCUUCGCCCCGGUGUGCCUGCCGGAGCUGGACGGGCCCCUGAGCCCCUGCGGGAGCCUGUGCGAGGCCGUGCGGGACGGCUGCGUGCCGGUGAUGAGCGCCUUCGGCUUCCCCUGGCCGGAGAUGUUCAACUGUACGCGGUUCCCGCGGGGCACUCAGCUCUGCAUCCCGGCCUCCGGGGAGCGGCGGGGCUGGACGGAGGACGAGGUCAGGCACGAGGAAUCCCUGAAAGGGAGUAUUAUGUGUGAGGCCUGCAGUCUAGCUGCUGAAGGAGAAACUGACAUCCAGGACAACUUCUGCCAAAGUCCAUAUGCCUUAAAGAUGCGUGUGGGCAGCCUGUCAACUGUCGGGGCUGACCGCCAGCUGGUGCCGCUGGCCCGCAGCCGCAUCCUGAGGUGGGCGGGAGGAGGCCCGGAGCGGGCAGAGGCGAUUUCAGGCGCCAUGUCCCACGGCGCUUUGUGGCUAAAAGACGGUGGCAGCUGCACCUGCCCCAGCUUGGACUCAGCUGAGACAAAUGAAGACGCAGAGCCCGGUGAGCAGCGGAUGGACAGGAGACAGGCAAGAGAAGGAGGAAAAGUAGGGAAGUCAGCCUACGGCGGAUGGUACCUGGCCCUGGCUCAGGCUGAAGAGGGAAGACUGGUGCUGACUCGACUGGUAAGAUGGACCAGAGGAGACAAAGAGCUGAGGAAGUUCAUCAGAGCUCUUCUUAAACAAUCCUGUACCGACCUUUAACCUCACAAGUCGUCAGCAGUUGCAGUCUUUCUCUGUGGAUGCUGCUGUAUGCAGCCACGCUCCCCUCAUAGCUGCACUUCCGGGUAAAACACAACGAGUCUGUAAUUCAGAGGGCAGGAACAUUCUCAUGAAUGGGCUAAUGUGUCCUGUGCAAACCGCGAUGACAUCGCCAGCAUGUAGCUGAAAACUGAUGCUAAAUGAUACAAAGAAUGACAAAGAAAAAAAGUCCUCCUUUCAGCCACCAUGCGAGUGCCUGCUGCUAAACUGUUUUCACGAAGAUGCUCUUAAAGGAAUGCUUAUUGAUUAAUGAGAGAAAAAAUGUUUAUUGGGUGUUUAUGUAACUCUGUUUCCAGUGGCAUCAUUUUUGUUGUUUGAUGAGUUAACUCGUAUUUUGCAUGACCAGGACAACAAAAGCUUUGAGAAUACGAUAGAGGAGGGGCAGUGAAUUUGAAUUGGUUUUUUUUUAUAUUGUUUUAUGUCACACUCUGUCAUGUCUGACACAGUUUUCCAAUGUUUUCUGUCUGCAUUUGAAUAAACUCAUAUUUCAUUUGAGUUACAUUUUUACAAAGACUCA
Molecule: messenger RNA, 1759 nt
Organism: Menidia menidia (Atlantic silverside)
Lineage: Eukaryota; Metazoa; Chordata; Actinopteri; Atheriniformes; Atherinopsidae
Source: the annotation of a GenBank genome assembly